CUGGGGAGCGGGGGUCCGGGCUGGACAUUAGGCCCUGGGGGAUGUGGAGAGCUGGCGGCAUGUCCGCAGAGCUGGGGCUCGGCUUCGCCCUGAGGGCGGUGAACGAGCGCGUGCAGCAGGCGGUGACGCGGCGGCCGCAGGGGUCAGCAGCCUUGGCGGAUGGGAGAGGGGCCAGGCCUGUGCCCAGAGGCCGCAGGAGAAGACGACCACUACCAGAGCAGCCAAAGGAGGCCAGGUCUGCCGGAGAUGUGUGUGGCAGCGUCUCAGCUAGUAGAUGCUCAGUAAAUGAACUCCCAGCCAUCCAGCCCCGGCUAGUAGCGGUCAGCAAAACCAAACCUGCAGACAUGGUGAUCGAGGCCUACAGUCACGGGCAGCGCACUUUCGGGGAGAACUAUGUUCAGGAACUGCUUGAAAAAGCAUCAAAUCCUAAAAUUCUGUCUUCGUGUCCUGAGAUCAAAUGGCACUUCAUUGGCCAUCUACAGAAACAAAAUGUCAACAAGUUGAUGGCUGUCCCCAAUCUCUUCAUGCUGGAAACAGUGGAUUCUGUGAAGCUGGCAGACAAAGUGAACAGUGCGUGGCAGAAAAAAGGUUCUCCCGAAAGGUUAAAGGUUAUGGUCCAGAUUAACACCAGCGGAGAGGAGAGCAAACACGGCCUGCCCCCUGCAGAGAUGGUGGCCGUGGUGGAACACAUAAGCGCCAAGUGCCCCAGCCUGGAGUUCGUGGGGCUGAUGACCAUCGGGAGCUUAGGGCAUGAUCUUAGUCGAGGACCGAACCCAGACUUCCAGGUGUUACUGUCCCUCCGGGAGGAGCUGUGCAGGAAGCUGAGCAUUCCUGCCGACCAGGUGGAGCUGAGCAUGGGCAUGUCCAUGGACUUCCAGCAUGCGAUUGAAGUGGGAUCUACGAAUGUCCGAAUAGGAAGCACCAUUUUUGGAGAGCGAGAUUACUCCAAGAAAGCUGCCCCCGACAAGGCUGCAGCAGAGCUGAAGGCCCCGGCGGCGGAGGUGGCCCGGGCACACUGAGCAGCGGCCCAGCCCAAGGGCCGGGUCCAGGAAGACUGACUACGCACUACUCUGGGCUUUCGCUUCCACGUGCCCCACGUCACAGCACGACCACACCCUCCUCGGGACCUGGAAAGAGCACGCUGACCAUUAUGUGCGUCGAUGGAAACCAUCUGACUUAGCGUCUGACGCAGGAAGCUCACUUCAAGCAGUGACUUUGGAUUGGAUUUGAGGAAUCCAGACUUUUCUGCAGAACAGGUACCUGGGCACUAGUCAGGAGUUGAGUUCAGGCUUGAACAUUGCCCAGGAGCACCAACCAACCCAUGAAUGCCUUUCCCAGGUUCAAACUUGCUGACUGUCGAUGCCUAUAAUCACCAAAGUCAGAGGGAUUCUCACUUGUCGUCCACUUCAAUAGAAAGUUCCCUGUUACCAACUCCGUACAGACCCCACUGAGUAGCCAUCUCUGCUGCUCUGGAGCAGCGUGGUUUCUGCCCCCAGUCUCCACCCCAGCCAGUAAACGCUGGUCUCCACUCUGGAAUGGCAGUACAGGUACUUCAGGACCUGCCUUGAGUUAGUCCUCCAGACCCACAUUGUGGCUGAUGAGAGCUGUGUCCUCAGCCGCCGUGCGGUGCUGACCCUGAAAAUUACAGGGCAACUAACAUAAGCGGUCCUUGGGCCUUUCUAACGUCCUCCUCCAGAGACAGGACUUUGAGCUUUUGCCCUGGGCCCUACGGUGAUGACCAUCAAAUGAUACGAUUUUUCCGCCACCAUAGUCCCCGUUAUGAUGAUUUCUUAUCUCAUAGCUCCCCAGAUAUGAAAGAUUCCCUCAAAGCCAGUUCAGGCUCACAGUUUCAACAAAGCCUGGCUUUGAGGUUCCUGUUCCUGGGAGCACUUUUUAGGCAUAUUUAUAGCCUCCCCUCCCAACCAUGUUUAUAAGGCAGAAUUUUGCAAGUCUUGACAUUAAUGGAGUAGCUAGCUCUUCAAAACCCAGAAAGCACAAUUCUCGGAUAGUCACAACAGACAACUGUAGUCUGGGUCGUUGUUUGUUUUCUAGGUGGGUUUUUCGUACUUAUUCAAGCCCCAGUCUCUAAUUUUAUGAAACAACUUCCAUUAAGCUCCUGCCGAAAUGAAAUUUUGUAAAACUUAAACCAUUAUGAUUCCUGUACUGUUUCAAUCAAAGCUAUAGUGUGAUAUUUCAGUCUAUUAAAUAAAAAUGUGAGUUUGAAUUAUGCCAUCUAUGCCAAUUACAAAGCGAUUAAAAGAUUUAUUUUCUCCA
This is a messenger RNA of Aethalodelphis obliquidens (Pacific white-sided dolphin), 2274 nucleotides long. It is a transcript of the gene PLPBP, whose product is annotated as pyridoxal phosphate binding protein. Bases 42 to 1019 code for a protein of 325 amino acids. Lineage: Eukaryota; Metazoa; Chordata; Mammalia; Artiodactyla; Delphinidae. Gene Ontology annotation, molecular function: pyridoxal phosphate binding. The record is from RefSeq and is a predicted model, not a curated record. Gene Ontology annotation, cellular component: intracellular anatomical structure. The transcript has 9 exons.